GGCGAAGGCAAGCGGGGGCACUUCUUGGGCGGAGGGAAUCCCCCUCCCGCGUGCAGCGGAGGCGGCCUCGGUCCUCUUUUCCAUCGUAGGCAUUCGAAGUAGGGCAUGAGCCCCUUCGCCGGGCGCGUUUGGCGAUGGAUUCCUACACCGCCAAAUACCUGGGCUGCUUUUUCUGGGCGCUGGUCGUCUGUCUGCCGCUGGCCCAAGGAGCUGAUUGCCAACCCGGUUGUCAUCCAGUGAAUGGAUUUUGUGAAGUUUCUAGUGAAUGCAGAUGUCGACCUGGUUGGCAAGGCCCUCUCUGUGAUCGGUGUGUUCCUUUCCCUGGCUGUUUGCAUGGGACAUGUGUGAAGCCAGGCCAGUGCAUGUGUGAAGAAGGAUGGAUUGGUAGCCGCUGUGACACAGUUGUUCAUCCUUGUUCUUCCAAGCCUUGUUCAAAUUACUCAAAGAAUUGCGUUGAGACUGGAAAUGGUGGAUACACUUGCUUGUGCGCUCAAGGCUAUAUGGGAAAAAACUGUCACAUGAAAAGGGGACCCUGUAUUGUUAAUGGCUCACCUUGUCAAAAUGGAGGAAGUUGUUUGGACGAUGAUGGGUUUGCACCUUACGCGUCUUGUGUGUGCUCUCCAGGAUUUACUGGACAGUUUUGUGAGCUUGACAUGGAUGACUGUGAACCAAACCCAUGUGAAAAUGGAGGCACGUGCACAGAUAUUGGCAAGAGCUUCCACUGCUCUUGUCCGAUUGGCUAUGGAGGUGUGCUGUGCCGUAACCGCAUCCCAGCUUGCGAUAGUAGCCCUUGUGAAAAUGGUGGGACAUGUCAUGGACACCGUGGCAGAGGCUUCAUGUGUAUUUGCAAACCAUACUUUGCUGGGCCCACCUGUAGUUUUUCCACUAGAAACACAAGCGUGAAUGCGGUGAUUAAACAAAGACAGAAUCAGAAUCGCCACCUGCAUUUGAGAGGGCACCUUAAAUCAGCUCAGCUGCAAGAGAAGGAAAUACUGACCAUAAAAGAGACAAUUGAAAACAGGCAGUCCUUGCUCACUAAGAGUCAGGUGAUCUGCUUCAUGGUCCUAAGCUUUCUUACAUGUCUUGUUGUUUUGGGUACAACUGGGAUUAUAUUUUUUUCUAAAUUCGAAGUAUGGCUAUCCAAUGCCAGAUACAGCCAUUUACUGCACAAGGAGAGGGAUUGCUUUCUAAAAGCAAAUGAUGAUGAAAAUGUUUCUGUGAAUAUAAUAUUUCCUGAGAAGAUUAAUCAGGGUAAUGAAUAGUCUGUGUAUCUCAAUCCUUUUAUUUAGCAAGGACACCUCAAGCUCCAUAUGUGUCAGAGAGAUAGGUCCAUUUUUAUUUUUACCUGUGACAAAAAUUUGGGCUUUGGACCAGUUGACAAAGAAGAAAGAUGCUCUGCUUUUGCCAGAGAAAUACUCAUUUCCCAAACAUGUUUUCUAGUUAAAUUGUUUUGUGAACCAGGGCUGCAUAAACUUUUGGGGACUGAAAGCUAUAUUUAGCCCUUGAGUGGAAAGCUAGGAAUGCAAAACAGAAGAGCCUGGCCUACUUUGAAAAAAAUAAUGUAAGUUUUAGUUUAUUUAGUUAAUUAAUUAUAAUUAGUCCUCAUGCAUUUAAUAUCUUUUCCAUUCUCUAACAUUUUAAAUUCAGCAGCAACUUUUUUUAGGGGCUCUGAAGAUCACACCAGGGCUCUGAAGAAAGGAAUAUUAUGUGCCAAUGCUUACAAACCUAUUACACUUAAUUUAGGUUAUAAUCCUAUAUUAUAUACUGAAAGUAAGUUCCAAUAUACUUUGUGGGGUUUGCUUCUGAACAGACACAUGCACCAUUGAAUUAUUGUUAUUGUAAAUAAAAAGUCAAUACAAUAUUCUUAAUUAAGAUAGCUAUUGCCAUAUUAUGUGCUAUGUUUGGCAACUGUGAUAUUUCUGAAUGAAUUUCUAAUGCUUAUUUUGAAUAAAUAGUUAU
This is a messenger RNA of Notechis scutatus (mainland tiger snake), 1959 nucleotides long. It is a transcript of the gene DLK1, whose product is annotated as delta like non-canonical Notch ligand 1. The record is from RefSeq and is a predicted model, not a curated record. Lineage: Eukaryota; Metazoa; Chordata; Lepidosauria; Squamata; Elapidae. Gene Ontology annotation, molecular function: calcium ion binding; Notch binding.